GAUUUCCUUCAAUUUCCUGUCUGGUGAGCCUUUCUUCAUUUGGAACGCUUUUGGACGCUGUUGUGCUAUUUUUCUUGAUUUGCUCGCCCUCGAGCCCCCCCCUUUCUAAAAUUUCCGCCAUGUCCGUCGCUAUGAGAUCGGCUCGGCUUGUACGCGGCAACUCCGUGAUCCGCCCUGGUUUAGUCGCCCGACCGCGCUUGGCGGGUGCACUUGGUGCGGCUUCGGCCGCGAACCUCCGGCUGAACGGGAGUGGCCUCCCCUCGCACGUCCAGGCCCUCGCUAUCCUGGUUUCGCCCCAGCGUGGAUAUGCCACGGAGCAAUCGACUUCGACGUCUUCUGCGUCCGACCGAUACCCCCCCCCGGGCUUCAACGCACAGCAGGCUCAGAAGCCGCUUUCCCCGGAAGCGUCGCAACAGAACCAACAGGUGGCCGGGAAGGCUGAUCUGUCCGUUUCUUCCAAAGAUGCGCACAGCAAGGCGCACCCGGCCGAGUCGGGCGUCGUCAGAGUCGUUUCAGAGCAGGCAAACAAGAAGGUAGCGGAGGAGAAGAAGGAGCAGAAGAAAUUGACGAUGGGGCAAAAGAUCAAGAAGGAAGUCCAGCAUUACUGGGACGGGACUAAGCUGUUGGCCACUGAGGUCAGGAUCAGUUCGCGGUUGGCGUUGAAGAUGGCAGGAGGAUACGAGCUGAGCCGAAGGGAGCAGAGACAGCUCCAACGUACGACUAGAGAUCUCGGUCGAUUGGUCCCCUUUUCCAUGUUCCUCAUCAUUCCCUUUGCGGAGCUGCUGCUUCCCAUUGCCUUGAAGAUCUUCCCCAACCUCCUGCCCAGCACAUACGAGGGCCAGAAAGCCCGUGAAAAGAAGGCCCUGAGCCUGAGCUCGACGCGCAAGGAGGUGUCUGGAUUCUUGAAAGAUACCCUGCGCGAGAGCGGUCUGCCGUUGACGGCCGCCACGGUGAAGAACGAAGAGUUCGCCGAGUUCUUCAAGAAGAUCCGCACCACCGGCGAGGCGCCCUCGACCGACGACGUGAUCAAGGUCUGCAAGGUCUUCAAGGAUGAUCUGACCCUGGACAACCUGUCCCGGCCGCAGCUGGUCGCCAUCUGCAAGUACAUGAACCUGAACUCGUUCGGCACGGACGCCAUGCUCCGGUACAACAUCCGCCACCGGAUGCGCCAGAUCAAGCGCGACGACCGCGCCAUCUUCUACGAGGGCGUGGAGUCGCUCUCGGUGCCCGAGCUGCAGAUGGCCUCCGCGUCGCGUGGUAUCCGCACGCACGGAGUGUCGCCCGCUCGCCUGCGCGAGGACCUCACGAUGUGGCUUGACCUGCGUCUGAAGCAGGGCGUGCCGUCGACGCUCCUGGUGCUGAGCAACGCCUACGUCUACGCGCAGGGCGGCAAGGAGGCGGAGAUGUCCUCCCAGAUCGAGUCCCUGCAGGCGGUGCUGUCGAGUAUCCCCGAGGAGCUGUUCCACGAGAUCGAGCUCGAGGUGCACAACGCCGAGGGAGCCGCCACGAACAAGCAGCGUCUGGAGGUCAUCAAGGAGCAGCAGGAGCUGAUCGAGGAGGAGAACGAGCAGAACAGCGAGAACGAGGAGAAGGGCAUGGCGGCGCCCAAGGAUACGGAGGAUAUCGACGAGAAGGACGAGCACGAGGCCAAGUUCAGCCAGUCGGACGAGGCGAGCGAGGCUCUCAAGGAGGGCGAGAAGGUCGAGGAGCAGCCUGUCGAUUCUGUCCCCAAGAACAAGAAGGACAACUAGACCUCGCUCACCCUUUCUCUCUCUCCCUCUCCCCCUUCCUUUGAAAUCCCGCGCUCCCUCCGUCCGUCAUGCAUAUAGCCUGGCAUGAUUGGUUCCCUCUCACUCCUAUCUUCUUCUCGUGUGUCAUUCUUACCCGAUAGACUUUUUCUUCCGUUAAUGGAGUGGGGCUGGCUGGUUAUCAUUCCUAGUGUAUUGUAUUUUUUUUUUGUGAUUUACUGAUCUAUAGAUGGGAAUACCUGAAACAAUACUGAAUUUGAAUUAUC
Aspergillus campestris IBT 28561 is the source of this 2014-nucleotide messenger RNA. RefSeq names its product MRS7 family protein. Gene Ontology annotation, cellular component: mitochondrial inner membrane. The transcript is spliced from 3 exons. The record is from RefSeq and is a predicted model, not a curated record. Gene Ontology annotation, molecular function: ribosome binding. The coding region runs from base 120 to 1751 and encodes 543 amino acids. Gene Ontology annotation, biological process: intracellular monoatomic cation homeostasis. Lineage: Eukaryota; Fungi; Ascomycota; Eurotiomycetes; Eurotiales; Aspergillaceae.